AUGGUCAGACGACAUACCCAACAUCGUCCAACAGAUGAGCUAUCUGCACGAAGACGAAUCUCCUCGUCUCAGGAACGAGACCGCUGGAUGAAAGUUCAGGAGACAAUAACGCUCUUUACGAAGGCUGGGUUCACGGCCACGGACUCGUUGAUCGCAGGGCUCCAACCUUCUGUUUUCGAGGUGAACAUGAAUUGUUCACCUGGUAAAGAAUCGCACCGUCCCAGUACUGGGGACAGGCUUGUCACUGUUUUGAAGGUAUUUCGCUGCGACUAA
This is a messenger RNA of Penicillium chermesinum, 273 nucleotides long. RefSeq lists its product as uncharacterized. Bases 1 to 273 code for a protein of 90 amino acids. The record is from RefSeq and is a predicted model, not a curated record. NCBI's taxonomy places the organism in Eukaryota, Fungi, Ascomycota, Eurotiomycetes, Eurotiales, Aspergillaceae. The transcript has a single exon.